Molecule: messenger RNA, 5160 nt
Organism: Scophthalmus maximus (turbot)
Lineage: Eukaryota; Metazoa; Chordata; Actinopteri; Pleuronectiformes; Scophthalmidae
Gene: fhip2a
Product: FHF complex subunit HOOK interacting protein 2
Exons: 17
Coding region: 340-2562 (740 amino acids)
Source: RefSeq, a predicted model, not a curated record
GCGUCGGUCGUGUCUUGUGUCCUCGCGCCCCCUGGCGGCCGCGCGCGCGCGUUGUUUGGCGUGGGAAGUGCCACCGUGUCCAAAGUGAGCGCGGACGCGCCUGGAGUCUGGAGACGUCUUGUUUACAGUGGUGGUGCCAGGCCCCGCGGACUCCUGCGGCCAAGCAGCGUGCGCGACGCGUUCCUUUCCCUUUUUUCUGCUUUAUUGCUCACCUCCAUUCUCUCGUUACAAGGGUCACUGUAUGCAACCAAUCUGGAUCGAGGCGGCGGCAACAGGAAGAAGAAGAUAGAGGAAUUCUCUAGGUCUUCUCGGGAGAAAAUCGUCCAGUCGAAGAACAAAAUGUUCUCCAAAUUCACGUCGAUUCUCCAGCACGCCGUGGAAGCGCUCGCCCCGUCGCUGCCCUUGCAGGAGGACUUUGUCUAUCACUGGAAGGCCAUCACGCAUUACUACAUCGAGACUUCAGAUGACAAAGCACCAGUCACAGACACCAACAUCCCAUCCCACCUGGAACAGAUGCUGGACAUCCUGACCCAGGAGGAAGGGGAGAGGGACUCUGGAGAGACGGGUCCCUGCAUGGAGUAUCUCCUACACCACAAGAUCCUGGAGACUCUCUACACCUUGGGCAAGGCCGAUUGUCCCCCGGGCAUGAAGCAGCAGGUGCUCACUUUCUACACAAAGUUGCUAGCACACAUUCGACAGCCUCUCCUGCCACACAUUAAUGUCCACAGACCUGUACAGAAACUGGUCCGUCUUUGUGGGGAUGUGCUCGCUGCUCCUACGGAAAAUGAGGAGAUCCAGUUCCUUUGUAUAGUCUGUGCCAAACUGAAGCAGGACCCAUACCUUGUCAACUUCUUCCUCGAGAACAAGUCAAAGAGACCUGAGACAAAGAGUCCUGAAAGAACAGAGAGGGUGAAGGCUCCGGACACUGGUCAGUCUCCAGCAGAGGAACAGGCUGGCUGCCCAAAGGAGCCACAGGCUACUGCUGCCGCCUCCACCUCUAGUCCGACCAGCAACAAUAAUAACAGCAACAAUUACAAUCUCGUCACCUCUCUACUCAACCUCACAAAGAGCCCUGAUGGCAGGAUAGUGGUGAAGGCGUGUGAGGGCCUAAUGCUGCUCGUCAGUUUACCAGAGCCUUCGGCUGCCAAGUGUUUGACUGAAAACACUGAGCUCUGUGAGCUUCUGACUGACAGACUGGUCUCCUUCUAUAAAGCCCUGCCACAGUCCAUGGACCCCUUGGACAUUGAGACAGUGGAGUCAGUCAACUGGGGUCUGGAUGUUUAUAACCUGAAGGAGGACGCUGCCAUCUUCACAGGGAAGAGGCCUCUCAUCUCCUUCCUGUCUUGGCUUGAUUACUGUGACCAGCUCAUCAAGGAGGCUCACAAGUCUGCAGCCACAGUGAUGGCAAAGGCAGUGAGGGAAAGAUUCUUUGUGUCUGUGAUGGAACCGCAGCUCAUGCAGACGUCCGAAGUGGGUAUCCUGACCUCCACAGCCCUGCUGAACAGGAUCAUCAGGCAGGUGACGUCCGAGGCUCUGAUGCAGGAGAUGGUUUACUUCCUGCUUGGGGAGGAGAGAGAGCCAGAGACUCCAGCGACAGUCGCUCAGAAUCCGCUCAGACACCGACUCAUUGAGCACUGUGACCACCUAUCAGACGAGAUCAGCAUCAUGACGCUGCGGCUGUUUGAGCAGCUGAUCCAGAAGCCCAACCAGCACAUCCUCCACAGCUUGGUGCUGCGGAGCCUGGAGGAAAGGAACUACCUGGAGAACAAGCCGCAGGAAGAGCGGGAGCCCCUGGAGAACGGCCAGCCCCACGAUGCCGUAGACCUUGAAGAGGAUCCGCUGUUUGUCGACGACCUCUCUCCAGACAGCAGGCUGUCUGGUUCCGACUGGCUCGGCUCCUCUCCACGACAGAGUCCCGAUCACACCAAGUCUGACGGGAAGACCGAGGUCCACAAGAUAGUUAACAGCUUCUUGUGUUUGGUGCCUGAUGAGGCCAAGUCAUCGUAUCAGGUUGAAGGCACCGGCUACGACACCUACCUCAGAGACGCACACCGACAGUUCAGGGACUUCUGUGGGGUCUGCCAGCGUUGGGACUGGAGGGGACACCCAAAGCCUUUUGAGAAGUGCAACCUGGACGCCCCCUUCUUCGAGGGACACUUCCUCAAGGUUCUCUUCGACCGAAUGGGUCGCAUCCUAGACCAGCCCUACGACGUGAACCUGCAGGUGACCGCGGUGCUGUCCAAGCUGUGUUUGUUACCACACCCCCACCUGCACGAGUACCAGCUGGACCCUUACAUCAGCCUGGCCCCGGGCUGCAGGUCUCUGUUCUCCGUCAUCGUCAGGGUGGUGGGAGAUCUCAUGUUGAGGAUUCAUCACAUCCCCGACUUCACACCCAAACUGCUGCUUGUGAGGAAGAGAUUAUUAGGGCUGGAGCCAGAGGGCAUCACUAUCGACCACAUGACUCUGCUGGAGGGGGUGAUUGUGCUGGAGGAGUUCUGCAAAGAGCUGGCAGCCAUCGCCUUCGUCAAAUACCAUGCGGCAGCCGCCUCCUCCUCACCGUAAUCAUUCCUGCUGCUCAUCCAUCUGCCUCGGCCGGGCCGACGGGUCAGGAUAAAAACCUGGCUGUCGGGGGUUUGCUGGUACCGGUGGCACAGGGUCGGCAAAACAAUACCACUAACUGCUCCACCCUGCAAGACUGCUAAAGAAACCACACGGACAGGUUUCAUCACUCCCCCUCUUCUGUCUUCUGGCCUCUCGGGCUCUACCAUGAGAAGCCUUUGUUCUUGUUUUUGAGCAGGUCAGAGCACGGACACUGCCCCGCUAGCAGAGGAAGAACAAGAGGAGGAGGAGGAUAGAGGCUGAGGUGCAGAGAGAAGAUGUUCACUGGACUCUUUUCAGCCUCUGUGUCUUCUAUCCUGACUCCCCGCCCCACCCCCACCAUCUUUCUCUCUCACCAGCCAAAAGAUGAUAGCCCUGUAAUUAGGGGGGAAGAUGUUGUGUAUUUAUUUUCUGUCCCGUUGUCGACCAUUUGUAAACGUCAAAUGCCUUAGUGUGUUGUCACACCUUUCAGUUACAGAAAACCGUUUCCUUCUGAAACUUCUUUUUUUAUCUCAGCACUCUCACAUGUCUGUUUGAAGACAAGAGGCUGUAGAAAAAAUGUCCCAGCUACUCUUCAACCCUUGUGUGUGUGUGUGUGCGCGCGUGUAGUUACAAAAAUACUGAACUGCAGUAUUUAUGAUACUGCAGUUCAGUACUUUAGUUCAUGUUUUAAUGCCAAGUCAACUUAUUUAUUUGUUUGCUUUCAGGUUGCCUUUUUAAUUAAUCGCUUGUGCUGUCGAAGCUCAUCUGUAACCACCAUCGCCCAAAGACGUCACCCUCCAUCUCAUGUCGUUCAGUGAAAUGGUGAACUUUCGCAAAGUUAUGUGAAUUUGCACACGAAUCUCAUUGCAUUGCGUUGCACGUGUUACGUUGUUCCAGUUCGCUCAUGCUUUGUUUCGGUCGUUUGCUUUUGUGGAAAGAAACAACGCGUUUUUGAUCGUUCAGUAGUUUUUCUUCUGAAAUCUCAUUCACCAGACCGAUUGUUGCAUUUCUCUCUCACACACACACCAGUGUUUGAUUUACUGAAGAGAUAAUCUAUCAAUAUUUAGUUUACUCUAGUUAAUGGGAGGGCGCAGAGGAACAAACCUCUGGGACAUGACGCAGCUUACAGCAGUGGUUCCUGAAUCAGAUUAAAUUAUUUAGUAAUUUACAGAAAAAAAUAAGAUAAGAAGAAAGUCAGACGAAGAGAAAAGCCACUGGCUGCAGUAUCCUCAGAGUUCUGUGUUCCUCCUAUGCAGUGUUGCGUUUACUUCAGUGUUACUUUUUUCAUGCUGAAUUUGAAUGACGGCGGAACGUACUCAGUUCUGCGUGUUGAUCUAACGGGUCGUCUGGUCGUACGUUUGUCUGGGUCUCUGGAUGGCGUCGGUAACUUUAAAUCAAAGUCAGAGAUUUUAAUCCUUCUAAAUUAAGAUGCUACUUAAAUCAACUUUGAUAAUUGUCUUAUGUUCGCAGUGUGAAUGUAUCUGUGAUUGGUGGGUGGGUUUGGCUUGUUUAGGUGUGCGUGAGUUGUUGUUGCCGUGGAGACUGGGCAGAGUUGUUCAUUGAGUCUUUGGUCUUGAGCCUUGGUUCUUUUCUUUUUUUUUUUCACCCUCUCAGUUCUUGUCCCACACUUGUCCUCACAUCACUCAAGCACCUAAGCUACAUUAUGCAACAGCUUGCAUGGAAUCAGAUUUGCACAUUGUCUUUCUUCAUCCUUUGUUGAUUAUGUAAAUUUACACAACAAAAGCUUUUUCCUUUUUUUUUUUCAAGUUUUCUUUCAUAAACCAAAAAAACUAACAAAAAACUAGGUUGUACCAGGAGUAACAUUUCUAUUUUAAUGGAAAACCUUUUUUGGAAAAUAUCAAUCAUGCACAUUUUUUUUAAAUCAACUAUCUUUCAGACCUUUUCUGUACAGUUGUAUAUUGUAUGUGUACAAUAGCAAUGGAGAUAUAUUACCUGGUGUAAAAUGCAUGCGUAUACAUAAUUUUUUUCUUUGUUGAAAGAAAGAAAAGAGGAAGAGCAGUCGUCUGAGGCUUUGAGCCGUCGGCACUUUGUUCUGACGGGUUGAUCUGAUGCCUUACUUCACUCUGUGGAUCUCUGAGGGGUUUUCUGCUGCGCUGCAGUUUGUUAUGAUCUUAUUGUGCUUCUAUCGCUUUGUUGAUUUGGUUUGUGAAGAUGUACAGGAUUGUCAGUAUAGUCAAAAAUCUGAUUUGCCAACUGAUUUUCUUCUCUCACUGUCCACUCAGACCAGCCACUGUAUCGUGUUGCUGCAUUUCAUCACGUUCAUCGCUGCUUUCCCCUAGGCGUUAAACUGGACGAGUCUCGUCAGGCUUUUUCUCGACCUCACGGCCAGUUUGAUAAUGUGCAAUGCAUAAGUGAAAUGCUAAGAUAAGGUGCAUGCUCUCCCCCUCUCUCCUUCCAGUCCUUCACACAGAAACCAGAAACCAUCACUGCACUGUUCAUUUAUUCCUCAUCAGCUGUCUUCAGUUCAUCACUGCUGUUAUACAUUGACUUAGGUUUCAUUCAGGACAAUGUGGUUUGUUUAACAUACUCCGUCCUAAUAAAAAAAAAAAGAUAAAGGUC